CUGUACUGGACGAACGAUGACUCUGGUGACGUUUGUGAAAUCUGUUUAGCAAAAUCUGUACUACAUAUUUAUAUAUAGAUACGAAAGGCUAAAAAAGAUGCUCCAUGACAUAACAUUUGGCUGCUUUACACAGCCACGAACACGUCACACAUCAACAUCAAACCUAAUAUAGUUUUCUUGGCAGUACUGCUAUUGCCAGUUUCGCCCGGACAACAUUCAAACUUACCAUGAUAUUCUUACGUACUUAUGCAAUGAUAAGAAUUCAGGAGGUUGAUUCGACGGAGGUAUAUUCAUGAGCAACGUCAUAAUUUAAGUUUCUUGCGUAAACUGAUCCUUGUUGCGAAGUUCGUUCUUGAAACUUAAUGCAAUUGUCCCAUUCUUUACGAAAGACGAAAAAGAAAAUGGACGACUCGAAUUAUGCCGAAAAACUACAAAGAACACGAUAACAAAAGAUGUCCGCCAUCGUAGGCGAGGUCCGUUACGCGAACGGAGAUCGGUACUCACACCACGGCGUGUACGCGACUACUCUUGGCCGUAGUUAUGUCGCACAGUUUUCUCCUGCUGACGCAGACGCCGCUAAUGUUAAGGCUGCAGCUGCUCCAUUUUUUCCAUUAUAGGUUUCGUCACUCAAGAACUGGAUACACAGAGGGUGAUGAUAGUUCGUUGUACCCUUUAAGGAGAAGGAGUUCCACCCUCCAUUAUAAUUACAACCUCUCUAAAAUAGUUGACGGAGCAGGGCGACGGCAUGGAUCCGGAGCAGAGAUCAUUGCCGGUGGUUGUUGUUUUUUAACGCUUUUAGGCGAGUUCCGCCACGAUGAGUUUUGCACGGGAUUGGUGCGUUGUACAAGGACAAGUGCAGGAGGAAGUACAAGCACAAGCAAAAGGAUUACUUUUGAGGAGCAGCCGCAAAGAAGUGACGAGAGUGAGAGACUACAACUUGCGAGAGGAAGAGGUGGACACCGACAUCAUGACGCAAUUUACUUGGGAGACUUUAAUCCUGCGUCUCUUUCUGGUUCUGCGUCUGAAGUUUUUAAGGCCGCGGGUUAGAAAUAAUGAUUCGGUCGUAAUGGUAAUUACCACAACGAACAUGUUGCAGAUUCUCCAGGACGGCGACUGUAACUACAUGAUAAAAAGAGCCUGCUCACCCUCUAGCUCUAAGAAAUGAGAAAAUCAAGAUACAACUAGAACUAAGUAGAAACGCAUCGGCGUCUUUCUGCUCUUUUACUAGAAACAAAGUAGAUCGAGAUUUCGCUUCUAACAGGUCCUGCCACCCUGUUCCUGUCCUCAGACGUGGUUUGGUUAUAGAUGCCAUCAGUGGACGUGUUUUAGAGCAACAUUUCAGAGAAGAUGACUUCGAUGAAGAAACUACGGCUUCUGGUCCUACUCCUAGCAGUCCCGAAAAUGAAGAAAAGAACCAGGCGAAGCGGACUACCGCGACCGGAAACGGGGGCCUAUGCUCACAACGUAAUACGUCGAAACAUCAAGAAGAUGACGAGGGAACAGAAGACUCGAUGGGAGGAAGUGCUUCCAUAUUCAAGCUGCGGCAGAUGAAACUUGCGUCUACAUCUUCGAACAAGGAGGUUCAAUCAUAUGAGAUCGUUUUGAACGAUGAACUUUUACAACGCACUUUUGGUUUUGGUUUCGAUAGAGGAAGCGGUGGAGCAGCAUUGGAUUUUUUAAACUUGGCCGGAGCUUGUCGCAUGAGUGCUCGCUUAUGACGAGAUUAGUACUCGCUUUUUCCUCAUAUUGAAGUCGUCGACUCGAACCUAUAUUAGAAAAACGAUCGUAUAUAUCCAUUCUAGUUACUUGCCAACAUUCCUAAACAGAAGGCUUCCAUCACUGGUUUAAAUGUAAAUAUGAAAACUUUAGCUGGAAGAUGUACUCUUGCCUCUUCAUAUUGCGAUGCGCGAUUUUAUCUGAGACGCGAAUUUUCCUCUGUCUUGGGUCAACGAGUGGAAUUGCCAGUGGUUUCGAAGUUGGAUUCGAAAAAUAUUCUUAGCGACGCAGAACGUGCCUCCAGAGCGAUAAAUCGAAGGAAUGAAGCGAAAGCAGAGGAAAAGAAAGACGAAACAACUGAUAGAAGUACUCUUACGAUAUCGACCCAUCUUUCCCUUUCGACAGAGCAAGAUGAGGACAAGCAAAGAACAAAAGCGAUAGAGGGUGUAGUUGAGAACGAAGAUGCAGCUUUAUUGCCGAUCUAUCCGAAUUCCCUUUUUUUCUGUGCGAAAGGCGAACCGAUGACAAUUGAGAAAGAUGGAUUCCGCUACGUACGACCGCGAGGCGGUCAAAACAAGCGUUGGCUUGUUGUCGACAACUUAGGAGUAUGCUAAUGUGAAUAUGAUUUAGACAUAGAGUUAGACUUAGACAAGAAAGAUGGAAAACCUACUCAACAUCUUUUUUUGGUACUGAUAUAUGCCCGUCACUUCAUGUUGAAUGUAAAAUUUAAAUGUUAACUUAGUCAACGUCAACAUAAUUAGACUGAAAGAAGCAGCACGCUGUAAACCUAAACGGAGGGUUCUUGUUGUUGUUGGGAACCUUGUGAAUGUUCUAAUAUAACCCAAACCAAAAAUCACACCGACUAGUACUUCUAUGGUGCGACGUGAUUUGUACAGACUGAGGAAAGCUUUGGCGCGUCGAUCUUCAGACACAACUGAUGAAAACCUUGCGAAACUUCUUGGCUUUACAGAAAGGGGAAGCAUCCUUUUUUCCUUAGAGGUGUCACGUGCGCGCUUGCUCCGGGACGUGCUGUUUAAGGUUCACAGAACUAAUUGAAUUCAUUGUAGAUUAAUAUGGCUCAUCUUCUCCUGCGAAAGCGAAUGCGAAUCUUGUCCGUUUCUGCCGUAUGUUUGAAAAUUCUGAGACUAUGUAUAUGAAUUGGUUGACUCCUCUGCGACUAUUUUUCAUUACAAAGAUCAAGAUUUGAUCGAGCAAUAAUGAUCAUAGAAUUACUAUGAGCUGCUCUUCUAGCUCUUGCUCUAAGUGAUCCAUCAACCGUUUGGACUUGGAUUUCCUUGAGACAGCUCUGGGCGUGGUGUCAGGCUUGAAGUUCUUACAUUACUCAGCAGACCUGGUCUAUGGCUGUUUGUAUAUGGCGCCACUGAUUGAGAACGAAGAAAGGGAAUUUAAUUAAGUGUCUCAAUGAAGAAAAGAAACUAGGAAUUUAAUUAAGUUGUCCAAUGGUCGUUGUGCGUCUACUUCGAAGGGCUGCGGCUUAGGAAGGCUAGUAUUUAUUUUUUUACGUCCUUCAAGGGUUGGCUCUCAGCCGUUUCUAUAAAACAUUGAACUAGUUCAAAAUUGAACUAGUUCAAUAGUUCAACUCGAGGCGAGGGGAUAGAAAAACUUCUGCCAGGUCGAGGGGUGGCUGCCUUGCGAUCUGUGCCCGGACUGAGUUGCAUUCCCUUCGCUGCGCGAGUGAGUCGGCGCUGCGCGAGCGAGAGCGAGGCAAGCCCGCGCUGCGCGGGCGAGUCCGACCCGCGCGAGCGCGUCCGCGCGGCGCUACUGGGCGGCCCUACUCUGCGCGAGUGAGUCGGCUCGCUCGGCGCGAGCAAUAAGCUCUGCGCUGCGCGAGCGCGCCGGCGCUGCGCGAGCAAGGAAGCCGGCGGCGCGCGAGCGAGUGGAGUGCGCCCGUUCCGCACGGGCGAGCGAGUCUGCGCGCGCUGCGUGAGGGAGUGAGUAGAGUCCCUCCGCGCGGCGUGGGUGAGUCUGCGUUGAGUGAACGAACGAGCAACGCGCGCGCGAGCGGGUCUGCCCGGCGUGCACGGGUCUGCGCCUCUGCGCGAACGAGUCUGCGCCGGGCAGCGCGAGCGAGUCUGCUCUGGGCGAGUGAGUCGACGGGUGUGGCGUGGGCUAGCUUGUCUGCGCUGCGUGAGCUUGUCCGCGCUACGCGGGCGGGCCUGCGCUGCGCGGGUGAGUCUGCGCUGCGCGAGCAGUGAGUCCGCGCCGCGCGAGCGAGUCUGCUCUGCGCGGGUGAGUCUGGGCUGCGCUCAUUGUUCGAACAUGAAGGGCAAGGUUCGGCGUGAUUCCCUUUCAAAACAAAUUCUUAAUCAGUGGCAUCAUUCAAUUUGCCGAGCCUUACAGUUGCCAUGGAGAUACAGACGUUGGCCUCGAACGCGGAAGCUUCUCCUCCUGACACUGAUGUUGAAUUCACCUGGCAAAUGUUGAUGGGAUUUUUGCAAGAUGAACACUUAAGACUUCUUGGUACCCUGCUAAUUCUUGAUGCAUAUGUUGACGAGAAACCUCAUUCACAUCUUGAAAAGCAUCGACCUUCGUCUUAGUUUUGGCAGCUGUUUCUUUUUUUUGUAAGAAUGGGACAUUACAACAUACUUAAUUUGGAUAGUAAUGCUAGUAGUGUUACUACUAUUUCUAUUACCAAGAUGUUGAUCGCUGCUGUUGAUGAAGAUGAGGUGAGUAAUGAUUUCAGUAUUAAGUAGAGUCCUCUAAAAACUGAGGCUUCAUCUGUUGUAGAGGAAGUUCGAGGUGAAGCUCGAACAACUGCUGCUCCUGCUCGCACUGACGACUCGAGAACGGGCUACGCCACGUUAUCUGAGGACACCAUGUUAGCCGAGGUGAACGAUACUACAAAGGAGGUCGCUAGCACUACAGCACCGGAGCGCGAUAUUAAUUCGCCGAAUCCUCGUGCUAUAAAUAUAGUUAAAACUUCUUGUACUGCUACAGCCGCGCCAGAGCAUCACGCUGCCCCACCAGAGGAACGCCGGCUCAUAGGGAAACAGCCCAAAGCAGACGAGGCGAGCAAAGCCAGUCCGACUCCAAUAGAAGAAGUGAUUGACGAGGAGAAACGCCAAGCUUCUCUUGACCUGCCUAAACAAGAGGAUCCGAAGAGUAUUCCGCCGCUACCUGCAAAUACUGGGGAGCGGAAAACCCCUAUAGUGCAAGCAGUGGUGAGUGAGGCGCCUGCGGAAGAUAGAAGUACUUCGCAGGUGGUUUCGAAGAUGCUAACAGGAGACGAGAGUCGACUUGAAGAUGAUAGCUCGGCUGUUCCUGUUGCGAUAAUCUUCAGAAAACCGCCGCCACCUCCUCCAGCCCCUAGGUUGUGCUCAUCAUUUUCGGCUCCAGCAGGCGGUUUACCGAUGAACCUUCUAGACAAGCAGAAGUCUCAGUCUUCACGACGAGAUAACGUUUCUGGAAGUGACACCGCACCUGUUCCCGACCAAAGAAGAGAGCAGGAACAAGAAGAGCACAUGCACAGUACGCACAUGCACACUGCACCUACAGGAGCAGCAGUAAAGUUGAACCAACAGCAAAAUAUAAAGCCUCCACCUGUAGUAGAAGUAGAAGACGAGGUGUCAAAAUCUCCGACGCCGCUAGUAGAGGUGUCACCUCCGAAGUCAGCGUUGGUCGACAGUGGCAAAUCCCUGGCUGAUGUUGUGCUACGCAGCACGACCAAUUACAACGAAGAUACUCCUGCGAAACUCAGAGAGGACGCAGCAAACCUGCAGACGGGAGCUAUAUGUCUAGAAUACCUGGAUCCCUCGAUGUCUGAUCUGUCGUGGCGCUGUCCCUUAAGGCUUAAUCUUAAGGGAAAUAAUCAGCGCGGAAGAUCAGCACGUGGCAGAUCCAGGAAGUUGAAGCAUUCAAGAGCAUCAACUUUUUUGAAAAAUAAGGCUCUACCAAGUAUGUUAGAUGCAGGACGGUCCAUGUAUUCUGCAGGAACCAGGUUCUUAGGCGAAAGUAAAGCUGCGCUGGGCGAUAUAUUUCUAGCACCUUUGGAAGUUGGCGGUGCUGGCCGUGCUGUUGAGGAAGAUGAUGCUCACGAGGAUGAUGCUCACGACCACGAGGAUGAUGCUCAUGAUGAGGAGGUCGUUCCCAGAGGUGCUCCUGGUAUUAGUGAAGAUGAUGCUCGCGAGGAGGUAAUUCCCAUGAGUGCUGCUAGUAUUGAUGAAGAGGCUCACGACCACGAGGUCGUUCCCGCCAGUGCUCCUUCAUGUAGCAAUGAAGAUGAUGCUCAUGCUCACGCUGGGACUCAAUAUGGGUCUAACGAGGAUCUUCCUGAAGAAAACAAGCAGCAUCAGAGGUCUGACGAAUGCAAGGAUGUGCAAAGGGAAAACGACACUGCUGCUUACGAUCAGAGUGUGAGAGCAACGAGUAGUAGGUCUGCUCCUCUUGAUGUGAGCGAGGAUUCUGGGCAGGGUUUACUUGGUACUUCUCAAGCGCUAAAAAGAACCUUAGUCGAAGAACCUUCUUCGGGACUCCGUAACAUCAAGGAAAUAACAGUACACAAUGCAGCGUCGAGUUCCUUUGAAAUUUCGAAGAAAGACUACGAAGAUAGUAGAGAAGGAGCAGCAUCGUCCGUCGUUGCUGCAGCAGCAUCAAAUACUCCACCUAGUACAACCAGUACCAGUAGCAAACAAUUGAAGGAUGAGUCUCUGUUAGACGAGGAGCUGGACAGACUUUUUGGCGAUCUUGGUCUUGACUCAAGAAAUGCAAAACCUCCUAGUAGUAAUUCAAAUUCUAUUGCAGCUUCCGACGUUGCGCCGCUGAUGCCAAGUAGUCAUAGCAAUAGCUCAACAUCUUCAAUGAGGCUGCAACGUAGUAAAGAAGAAAAUGUUCUUGUCGUGUCAUCAUAUUCAUCCCUACUACCUUCUUCGAGUAGAAGUAAAAAUCAUAGCAAAAGCUUGCUAGUGGAUACCGACUUCGAUGACGUGUUUGCAGCUUUUGAGUUAGACCUUCUUGAGGGGUCACUGUCACAUAAAAUGAUGGAAGAGCAAGACGAACAAGACACACAGCUAGUAAAAAAUAGAAGUGGUAGCUUUACUACUUUCAGACCUGGUUGUACUAAUGCACCGACACCAACGUCGGCACAAGCGGGUGGGCGGCCCUCGUUGUUUGAAGCAGUGGACGAAGUAGGUGUAGUAGAAAAUGAAGGUGUAGGUGAAGAACCCCUAGAACAA
Messenger RNA from Amoebophrya sp. A25, 6908 nucleotides. NCBI's taxonomy places the organism in Eukaryota, Dinophyceae, Syndiniales, Amoebophryaceae. The record is from the annotation of a GenBank genome assembly.